UUGUUUCCUAGCGUCUCAGUUUGGUGCGUCUUUUCAAACGCAAAACAAUCACCCAUUCAUAUUACUAAAGUACUAUUAUUUGUAUACCUGUUUAUGAUCUAUCGUCGGUUGGAACGUUAUCAUGCAGCAGCGGCAUCGUACAAUUCGGUGCAAUUGCUGCAACGAGACUGCAGAUCGGUUGAUAGAGUUCGAAUCCGUGGUGCUUCUUUUGGAAAGGGAAGUGAAAAUACGUGAAAUGAUUGGAAUUUUCCAGUUACCCCAAGAAUCCUUACUACAAAAAACGAAUGGUAUAUGCACAACAUGCUUGGAGCGGCUCGAAAAUUGCUUUCUCUUCUACGAAACAUUAAUAACAACCAUCACCAUGAAAGAGCAUAGUAACACUGCAUCGCCCAAAAAGGAUAACAUCCCCACCAUACGUUGCACUGACUGUGAUUCGGCAUUUGAAUCGAUGCAGGAUUUAGAAAAACAUGCGAAAGUGCAACACUGUCCAACGAAACAGCAUCAGCAGCAGUUUCAUUACUGCUCAGCGUGUCAGAAAUCGUUCAAAACCAACCGUGGCCUGCUUCAGCACAAUGCAAUCUAUCACGAGUCCCAAGAAUUGCACCGCUGCUACAUCUGUGAGCGACAGUUUCUCACAAAAACCAACUUACAAAACCACAUGCGCUUUCACAAGGAUCAUGUGUGCAGCUUUUGCAACAGCGGAUGGACAGACGAAUGUCAACUGUUGGAGCACGUGCGUACCAGUCAUAGAGAUGGGCUGUUUGUUUGCCGGUUUUGCAACAAGCAGGAACGGCUCAAGAAAUGUCUCAAUCGACACCUUCGCACAGCCCAUGGGCAAGAGGUGAAUCCGUAUUACUGUGGGCAUUGCCGGAAUGCGGAGGCAACGCAUAGCUACGACAGCUAUGUAGCGUUGAUGAACCAUUUGCAGGAGCAACAUUCCGCGGAAGAUGAUACCACUACUGCAGCAAAAGAAUUGCAUGGCACACUGCUAAAUGCAUCCCUGUUUGGCAAAGAGCUGGAAUUGCUCGAAGACGACAAGGUAGUAGACGUUGAGCAGGAUCGUUUUUUGCAGAACUUGCAUCUCGUCCGGAGCGUUCCGGAGAGGCCGAAAACUUGUCAGCCGCUGGAACCGCGCAUCGAUCAGCGGACGGUUCUGGAGGAUUUUCUCGACGAAACGUUCGAGAAUGAUGAGAUCUGGAACAAGUAUAUCGAUAAUGGAGAAGAGUAUCUGAUCGACGAUUAUGACAUCUACCUCAAGGGAAUGGAUGAAUCGGAGAAACAGGAAGAAGUGUGCAUGUAUCUGUGUCCACAGUGUAAGCAAGGGUUUCAGAGCCAGCGAAACCUGACGAUUCAUUUGGCGGAAGAGCACGACGUGUCCAGUUUGGUGUGCAACGAUUGUGGAGCUAGUUUUACGCGGCAUGCAAGCUAUCGCAUCCAUCGGCGCGAACAUCUGAAGGAGAAUGUUCGAUUUCGUGAGAGCAACAUUCCCGAAAUGGAGGAAGCGCUAUCGCUAGUCCAAAGCACAUCCUUGGACUAUUCGGUGCACGAGGAGGAAAGCGGUUAUGUGUUUACCUGUAAUCUGUGCGAUCGCACCUUCCAGCGGAAGCACAACCUCGAAAAGCACAGAUGUCUGUACUACGAACAACUGGAGCACUCCAACACUUCAGAGCAGCAGGGUGCAGGUGUCAAUGGGACGGAAUUGCAGCAAUGCUCACACUGCCAGUUCCGCACGACAUCAAGCCAGGAGCUGGAAACCCAUCAGCAACGCAUACAUCAAUCGGACAUGGAGCCAUCGGAGCCCGUCUAUUGCAUGCUUUGCGAUCGUCGGUUCAGUUCCAUAUCCGGGCUGAAGUAUCACUUGAAACGACACACAGGCAUUAAGGCAUUCGCUUGUCUGUACUGUGAGAAAACGUUUACGGCCAACUCGAACCUGAACGCGCACAUUCGGAGUGUGCACAGCGCGCGAAAGGACUACCGGUGUGACGAAUGCAACGAAUCUUUUACCACGAAAGAUCACCUGAACAAACACCAGCGCUCCCGACAUCGGCAGGAGCGAGCGUUUGUGUGUGGGGAGUGUGGCAAGAACUACUUGCAACGGUCGCAUCUGAACGAACAUGUUGCAGCGAGCCAUCGGGAGGAUCGGUACCUGUGCCAUGUUUGCAAUGGUUCUUACGUUAGUAAAAGCUCCCUCAAACGGCACCAACAGCAGAAGCAUGGUGUUAUGAAAAGGGACGAAAAGUGAAGAUAUUGUUAUAUGUUAUCAUGUUUACAACAAUCCGAAGAAUGCAUUUUUUCUCUUCACUCGUGUACUCACCAAAGAUGCUGGUUGGUAGUAAUUGAACUUUUUUUGAAUGAUUGAUUUCUUGAUGAAUUUCUUUCGUCCGUAUUCAAAACACAUGUUUACACAUGUACUGUUCUGUUCUGUUAUGUUCUGCACUAGCCAUACACUGUUUUCAAUUAAUUUCAUUAUAUUUAGGGUUGUUAUUUUCAUCAACUUACUGCUUUCUACUCUUGUUUUAAACGUUCCUUUGUUUCAUUCAAAUUGGGGCUCAUUGAUUGUUGUAGCACGAGCAAACGGAUGUUAUAAAAAACAUUUCAUUUUCUUCUCUUCUUUCUUUUAAUUUUGCAUUCACUACGCAUUAUUCCAUUCUAGCUGGUCACAUCCCUUGGUGGUGGUCACCUGUUCAUCCAAACUCUGUCCGCUAUAAUCAAUGUGUAACCCAUGCUCGCAAACUAAAUACACUUUUUAAGCAUGUUCCUUUUUCAACACAACGAUCUAUGGUCUGAAUUGACCAGUUUUUUUUUUAGAUUAAUUCAACAUGGUGUAAAAGAUUACAGCUUUCUGAUAGGUUGACGAUCGGUAGCUUUUACUCGUAUAAAUUCGAGCACCUCUAUGUAUGCAUGUAUUUUGUAUAUACACUGAACGGCAAUGCCGUUCCAAACAAAAAGCAUGACACUAUCGGGAAAUUAUAAAUCAUUAAGAACAACACAAAGUUAAAAAUACACAACAAUAAAACGAAAGCUUGCCCAAUGCAAAUAAUAUACUGGAUUAAAUAAUUUAGUAACUCAUCGCUCAACUCAUAUUCACAAUUCAGCAGAUUAUAAGAGUUCUUCCGAUAGCAACGAAUCGGACUGUUUUACACAUUUUGUAUUGGUUGCGAUAUUGUUGCGAACAGGUAAAAUUAGUUUAAAAUCUUGAAUAGAGAGCUGCACAAAAAAGGUACAACAAAUAAUGAGACGAACUAUGCUUGGUCAUGUUUUUUGUUUUGUGUUCUUCUUUGGUGUGCUUAGGGGUUUCUUAAAUGCGAAAAAAAAACUUUGCUGAAUUAUCAGUAACGGCGGAGAUGGUUUCUGGUUGCGGUAUACGAAUUACAUUCCAAUGUCCUUUUUUUUUUCAAAUAUAUAAGUAGUAAUCGAGACUGACAGCGUUUGUAAAUGAUACUAAUUUGUAGCGGAAAAUGCAACAAUAUGAAUAGAUAGAUGGAUUCUUUUAAAAUAAAAAAAGUCUGCGGAAGAUUU
This is a messenger RNA of Anopheles coluzzii, 3519 nucleotides long. RefSeq names its product zinc finger protein 585A-like. The record is from RefSeq and is a predicted model, not a curated record. The transcript has 2 exons. NCBI's taxonomy places the organism in Eukaryota, Metazoa, Arthropoda, Insecta, Diptera, Culicidae. Bases 122 to 2242 code for a protein of 706 amino acids.